AUGACCGUGCCAAUGCUUGGCCGCUACAGUUACGUGGACUCUGACAGUCAAAAACCUACUGGUUGUCCUUGUUCGCCCUCUACUCUCGACCGUUUUUCGAGCAUUGAUCCUGCCUGUGCUCUUUGUGGCAUUCAUGUCUGUACUUCCAAACCCGCUCCAUGGCAUAGCUUGAGAUGCAUGUCUGACGUCAAUGCAGAUCCGACAUACGGAAUCGGCGAACCGACCCGUGUCCAGUCGUUUUCUAAUGCGUUGGAAUCCGUUGGCGCCGGGAGAAAUAGGUUGAUUUUUGUUGAUAACGGCUUUGUUGGUGGUUCAAUCGAGCAAGUGAUCAACGAGGUCGCGGAGCCGGCGAGAACUAGCCAAUAUGAAGUCCACGUUCUUUCCGAUGAGUCUGAGAUGCGGGAGCUGUGUCGAACAUCGCUUCGUGAAGGCCCGGCAGAGGCGUGGAACUACACCAUAAGGACGGAUUCAGUGCUGGGUAAAGGUAUUGAUGUAGGGAACUCCAACAAUGACCAGCAAGUAUACCUUCUCCCGUUCCAGCGAUCCAUUGACUGGGCGAUCGCACGAACCAAUUCAUCGUUCGACGCCAGUACCCUCCCUGAAGAGACCCUGGAGUACCCAUACACAUCCCUAAAUGAAGAGGGACGCAAGGAUCGAAUCCGGACCCGGUAUAUGGGUGCCAUUAUCGACGUUAUCGCCGUUGCUGUAUUUAUUGGAAUGGUUGGCGUGACGUACCAGCUUACAGGUUUGAUCGCCAUGGAAAGGGAAUUGGGAAUGAGUCAGCUUAUAGACUGUAUGAUGCCGGAUUCGUCACCUUGGAUGUCUCAAGCGGCCCGAUUUUGCGCUGCUCAUCUUGCCUUGGAUAUUGUUUACGGCCCCGGCUGGAUAAUUAUGGGGGCCAUUCUGAAAGCCGGUGUAUACAGCGAAACAUCGGCUGGAAUAACGGUGGUAUACCACAUUCUGUGUGGCCUCGCCUUAUCAUCUUUCUCCAUUUUCGGAGCUUCGUUCUUCAGGAAGGCGCAGCUCAGCGGUAUAUCUGUCGUCCUUGCCUGCCUUCUCCUAGGCGUGGUAGCCCAGAUGGCUCCAGCAAAAAGCAACGGCCCGGUUGUCAUUCUUGGUCUCCUAUUCCCUUCCAUGAACUAUGUUUACUUCUCGAUAUUCGUGGCUCGUUGGGAAAGGGAAAAUUCCGCUGCAAUACUGACGGAAUCCGCGCCAAACAACCCGUGGAGCCUCCCUGGCGUUGUGUUGUGGGUGCUGUUGAUUCUUCAGAUCAUUAUCUACCCAAUGCUGGCCGCCGUUGUGGAACGGAUGCUAUACGGCACUGCUUCGAAAAAUCGACAUGUUUCCAGUUCUGGGACUUCUGCUGCGUUAAGCAUUCGCAAUCUUAACAAGAUAUAUCGGCCGGGAUGGUUCUAUCGGACAAUAGGACCAUUGUUCGGUAGCAACCGCCAGACUGUUCAUGCAGUCAACAAUCUCUCCAUCGACGUCAAUAAGGGUCAGAUAAUGGUCCUGCUUGGCGCCAAUGGAUCGGGAAAAUCCACCACACUGGAUGCCAUUGCUGGAUUAACCAAGUUGUCAUCUGGCGAUAUCAACAUCAAUUAUGGUACAGAAGAACCGGGUUUUGGUCUCUGCCCGCAGAAGAAUGUGCUUUGGGACAAUCUGACUGUCAAGGAGCACGUCAAGAUUUUCAACAGACUCAAAUCCACCGGGAAAGUUGAUACAGAAGAACAAAUUAUGCAUCUCCUAAGAGACUGCGAUCUUCAGAAAAAGGCCAAAGCACGCUCAAAAACACUUUCUGGAGGACAGAAGAGAAAAGUGCAACUAGCUAUGAUGUUUACUGGUGGCUCUCCAAUCUGUUGUGUCGACGAGGUCUCUUCUGGCCUCGAUCCAAUAUCACGAAGGAAGAUAUGGGAUAUCUUGUUGGCAGAAAGGGGCUCCAGAACAAUAAUCCUGACGACACAUUUUCUCGAUGAAGCGGACUUGCUUGCUGAUCAUAUUGCCAUUCUGUCCAAAGGUGUUCUGAAGGCUAAGGGAUCUAGCGUUGAGUUGAAAAACCAACUAGGUUCUGGAUAUCGCAUUCAUGUCUUCAAUGUCCCUGGAUCCGAAAGGGCGGUUCAAAAACGGUUUAGCAGCAUACACAAAGAAGUCCACUUUGACGAAACUGUUUACACAGUUCAAAAUUCUGCUGAAGCUGCUCAGUUUGUCUCCGAGCUGGAACAGGAGGGUAUGAUGGAGUAUCGUGUCAGCGGGCCUACUAUUGAAGAUGUUUUUCUAAAGGUCGCGAGCGAAUUGGAUUUCGAGCCCUCAAGAGGCCGUGUUCGAGAAGGCGAGCGAGCAGCGGAUCAUUCCUCUGAAGCUGAUGAUGAGAAUAUUGAGCGUCGCUCGCUCCAUCUUAUGACUGGCUGCCGUAUCGGCAUAAUUCUCCAGGCAUGGUACUUGUUUCGCAAAAGACUGACUAUCCUCCGCCGGAACCCUCUUCCUUAUCUUGCGGCAUUUAUGAUUCCUGUGAUCGCAGCAGGCCUCGUGACUUUGUUUCUCCAAGGGGUUGCGAAGCCAGGAUGCUCGGGAGAGGAUUCCUACCGAACACCUGAAUCUACCAUCGCAGAUCAAUGGGAUAACUUGCUCCUUGUGAUUGGCCCAUCAGACAAAGUGCAGCCAGAACUUCUAGAGAGCUUCGUGGUCUCAAUGAACGAUCAAUCAGACGCCGUCCAGUCAUCUAGUAAUGCGUCCCAGUUUUAUAUUGUGGACGACUACCCAGACUUCAGCGAUUAUAUAAAAGCCAACUAUUCCAAAGUGACCCCAGGCGGGGUUUACCUUGGGGACUCCUCGUGGCAGCCGACCAUUGCUUGGAAAGGAGAUAAUGGCAAUUUCCCUCUUGCUGCGCUUACGCAGAACGUGCUAGAUCGGUUUGCAACAGGGAUGUCCAUUAACAUCGGUUUCGACUUUUUCGAUAUUCCUUCAACGCCGGACUUCUACAAUACCUUGCAGCUUGUUGUAUACUUUGGGCUUGCCAUGUCAGUUUAUCCGGCUUUCUUCGCACUAUACCCAACCGUUGAGCGGCUGAGGAAUGUCCGCGCACUCCAGUUCAGCAACGGGGUUAGGGCACUAUCAUUGUGGCUGGCAUAUAUAUCCUUCGACUUUUGUCUUGUUGUUGCAUCCAGCGUUCUGGCAGUCAUCAUUUUCAGAGCCGUGACUAAUAUCUGGUACCAUAUCGAAUAUCUCUUUGCCGUUUUCUUCCUCUACGGCUUAUGUGGUACGUUAUGCGCUUACCUGGUGUCACUCUUUACGAAAUCGCAACUCGCAGCGUUUGCUUUCGCGGCCGGUUUUCAGUGCGUUAUGUUUCUCAUCUAUCUCAUCGCGUAUAUGUGCGUCCUGACCUACGCAUCAACGGACAAGAUUGACUCGUACAUUGAUAUAACGCACUACACUAUCGCGAUCGUUUCUCCAUCCGGAAACCUUCUCAGGGCUUUGUUCGCUUCCUUGAACGUGUUUUCUAUACUCUGUCGAGGCUCUGAAGGUCGAGAGAUAGCGUCCUACCCUGGAGAGAUUGGUCUCUACGGAGGGCCUAUUCUUUAUCUCAUUCUUCAGUCAAUCUUCCUCGUUGUUCUUCUUGUAUGGAUUGAAGGCGGCACUCCUCUACUUUCCUGGUUACGGCCUAAAUCUAGGCAACGCGACGUUGAGGAGAAAGAACUCAUGGACAGCGAUAUCGCGGAGGAAAUUACCCGUGUAUCCAGUUCGAAAGAUAAUCUCCGUCUGCUACAUGUCAGUAAGGCAUUCAAGAAGUUUAUAGCUGUGGAAGACGUCACAUUCGGUGUCGGGGCAGGAGAGGUCUUCGCCCUUCUCGGACCCAAUGGAGCAGGGAAAACGACCACCAUCUCCCUCAUCCGUGGCGAUAUACAGCCAACACGUAACGAGGGGGAAAUAUUCGUCGAAAAUAUCUCUGUCCUGAAGCAGCGCGCUGUUGCCCGGUCUCGCCUCGGCGUUUGCCCACAAUUUGACGCGAUGGACCAAAUGACUGUCCUCGAACACCUCGUCUUCUACGCCCGUAUUAGGGGCGUGCCAGAUAUAAACCACAAUGUCAAUGAAGUAAUCAAUGCUGUCGGGCUCAAGCAAUUUAGGCAUCGCAUGGCGGCAAAGCUUUCCGGCGGAAACAAACGCAAGCUAUCCCUAGGCAUCGCGCUGAUGGGAAAUCCUUCUGUUCUGCUUCUAGAUGAGCCAUCCUCCGGCAUGGACGCCGCCUCAAAGCGUGUGAUGUGGAAGACACUAACGGCCGUUGCACCUGGGCGCUCCAUAGUCCUCACAACACAUUCAAUGGAGGAAGCAGAUGCUCUGGCCCACCGCGCCGGUAUCAUGGCUAGACGUAUGCUGGCCCUGGGAACAACGGAUGCCCUUCGUUUGAAAUAUGGAAAUAUGUACCAUGUGCAUAUAGUCCAUACACAAGCACCACAUACUAGCGAUGAAGACAUGGAGAAGAUCCGCGGCUGGGUGACCGAUAACUUUCCAGGCGCCGUUAUCGAGCAGAAAACAUACCACGGACAGCUGCGUUUCAGUGUCCCCGCGGGCAUCUCCCCCGAGAAGGAAAGAGCUGCUCACAGCGACGACAGCAAGGGCUCAUCUUAUCGUGAUAUUCGGUCAACUGAUGAGCUCCGCUCUGUCUCGCUGCGUUCUGAUGUCUCGAUUCCCGUCGGGUUAGGACCAGACACGGAAACGGGGCCAGGAAACUUCAGAGCCAGAAGUGGUGUCAGCAAGCUUUUUUCUCAACUCGAACAGAAUAAGGCCGCACUGGGUGUGGAGCAUUACUCUGUCAGCCAAACGACACUCGAUCAGGUUUUCUUGACAAUUGUCGGGAAGCAUCAUAUUAGCGAGCAGGAUUCUGGCUAA
Messenger RNA from Aspergillus nidulans FGSC A4, 4881 nucleotides. Its product is annotated as putative ABC transporter. Gene Ontology annotation, molecular function: phosphatidylinositol-4,5-bisphosphate phospholipase C activity; hydrolase activity; nucleotide binding. Bases 1 to 4881 code for a protein of 1626 amino acids. Gene Ontology annotation, biological process: lipid metabolic process; signal transduction; intracellular signal transduction. Gene Ontology annotation, cellular component: membrane. The transcript has 5 exons. Lineage: Eukaryota; Fungi; Ascomycota; Eurotiomycetes; Eurotiales; Aspergillaceae. The record is from RefSeq and is a predicted model, not a curated record.